This is a messenger RNA of Neurospora tetraspora, 2884 nucleotides long. RefSeq lists its product as uncharacterized. Gene Ontology annotation, cellular component: cytoplasm; mRNA cleavage factor complex. The record is from RefSeq and is a predicted model, not a curated record. Lineage: Eukaryota; Fungi; Ascomycota; Sordariomycetes; Sordariales; Sordariaceae. Bases 195 to 2600 code for a protein of 801 amino acids. The transcript is spliced from 4 exons. Gene Ontology annotation, biological process: termination of RNA polymerase II transcription. Gene Ontology annotation, molecular function: mRNA binding; RNA polymerase II complex binding.
CUUCCGUCUUCGAACUUGAAGACCAGGAGAAAAAGACUUGCGCCAGUUUGAGCAUAUCUCCGUGUGGUGGUGCAUUCCCUUCUGCGCAAGCAGUCUACUGCGACAAACACAAACCAAGAAUCUAAAAGGUCUAUCCAUAGUUGACGCGCGACCUUGCGUCUGUCUCAUUGUUCUAUCAGUUGACGCUUUCAACAAUGUCCGACGAAGCUGCUGAUGUUGCCGAGGACUACCGGCAAGCCCUGGAGGACUUGACCGUAAACUCAAGGAUAGAGAUCGCGACCUUGACGAAUAUUGCACGAGAGAACGCCCACCAUGGUUUGGCCAUCGCUGACGUCUUGACAAACCACAUCAAAAAGGUUCCACCUCCACGAACACUACCGGCACUCUAUGUGCUCGACUCGGUGGUCAAGAAUGUCCCGACACCAUACGCCCUAUACUUCGGGCCCAAGCUCUACUCGAUCUUUAUGGGCGCCUAUACCAAAGUCGACAACCCAACCAGGCGGAAGAUGGACGAGAUGCUGAAGACCUGGAAGGAGCCAGUGCCGGGCUCGAUAUCUACGAAGCCUGUGUUCCCUCCCGAUGUGGUUAAACCGAUCGAGAACGCUUUGAUCGCGGCCAAGAACGUUGCCCUUCAAGUCAACCAGAGCAGUUACCAAGGGCAGCAGUAUAUGCUCCGCGGAGCCCGUCCCCCAGCCCCUCCUCACAGAGAUACUCCAACUCCUCCAAAUGUCCGACCAGCGACACAACAACCAGGACAGCAAUAUCCACCUCCUAACGGACAUAUGCCGCCGCACGGAGGAAACCCGGCCUUCCCUAUGCGCCCUCACAACGGUCCCGAUGUGCUUCCUCCUCGGGCUACCACCCAGCCUCCGUAUGGAGCCCCCUAUCACCAGCCCCAAGCUCCUCACCAGGGUAUAAGCAUAGAGAGGUUAAGAGACGAUAUCCAGCAGCUCAUCGUUGCAGAGAGGGCCGAGUUUGCGCGAGAUCCGCUGGACGUAGGUAAACAAACUAGACUGAAGGCCUUGCUGGAUCUGCAGACCUUGAUUCAGAGGCCAGAUGUGCCGCAGGAGCAGUUAAUGCUCGUGAAAGAAAAGAUCACUGAACUGUCCGUAAACAUGCGCAGCGCUUCUGCCGCCUCCGCUGCUGCUGGCGUUGCUCCUGUCGCCGCGCCUCAUCACUAUCCCGUUCCAUACACCGCUACCCCAACACCUCCAGUCAUUGCUGGUCCUGUUCCUCCUCAAGUACCGGGGGCACGUCCUCCUUCUGCCCCGGCCGGGGCGGGUCUGGGUGCUGGUGCCGGAGGUGCCCUGUCGAUAGACUCUUUGUUCGGGCAAGGCGCUCUCGCCGCCUUACUGGCUGGUGCUACCCGAAAGUCUGCCACCCCUACAUCAUCACAGACAGGCACGCCACAGCCUCCCAUCGCGACACCGAUACCACCACCGGCUAUACCACCGGUAGCUGGAGCUCCUGUUCCAGUUCCCGCUGCUGCCGCUGGCAGCCUGGCAGCCUUGUCGCCCGCCCUCGCGGCCGUCCUCCGAUCACAAACACCCACAAUGGCCACGGCCGCAGCACCACCACCACUCGAGGCUUCCAAACCAGCAGCUUCCGCUCCUCCCACCGUUCCCGCGGCCGCACCGCCAGCACCAGUCUCCAACCCAUCAGCUCUACUCGCCAUGCUCCGACAAUCCGGUCUUCUUGCCGGCACCACUCCCGCUCCCGCACCUGCCCCCGUAGCAGUAGCACCCGCCGCCGCGGCCUGGACCUACACCCUAAAGCAGUACCGCGGCCCGCACCUCAUCAACCGGCUCCACGAAGACCUCGGUCCCCCCUGCACGCAGUGCGGUCGACGAUUUGGCACCGACGAGGAAGGCCGGCGCAAGAAGACGGCGCACAUGGAUUGGCACUUCCGGGUGCACCAGCGGGUGACGGACGCGGAGCGGCGCGGACAGCACCGGUCUUGGUGGGUGGAGCAGUCGGAUUGGGUGAAUUCGUUGGAGGCGAUUGAUAUCGAUCAUGGUCAUCGUUCUGACAUUACUUCUGGCGGUGGUGCUGGUGGUCAUGGUGGUCAUGGUGGGGGUGUGCCGGGACAGGACACGCUUAACUAUGAUGAUGAUGUCGACGAUGAUGAUUACGACCCUGAGGCCAACUUCAAUAAUUCUUACAACCCGAACGCUGUUUAUCCAGGUGCCGGUGCGGAUAUGAUGGGAGGCCAUAGCGGUGGUGGGAAAGCCAUGGCUCAUGGUGGUCACGGUGGUGGUAGAAAGGGAGGCAAGAAGAACGGCCUCAACUGGCUCCCCGUCCCCGAGGAUUCCGCCAAAGUCAAUAACAUGUGCCCCAUCUGCCAGGAAAGAUUCGAGAUGAAGUGGCUCGAUGAGGCGCAGGAGUGGGUGUGGAUGGACGCCACGAAAGUGGGCGAGAGGGUGUACCAUGCCAGUUGCCAUAAGGAGGUAAAUGGCACGAGUGUUGGUGGUGCGGAUGGUGGUAGCAAUGGUAUGAUGAGCAUGGGCAUGAGUGGGGAGAAUGGCCUGGGAGGAAGGAAGAGGAAGGCUGAGGAUGAUGGUUACUCAGGGGUAAAGGGAAGGAUAAAGUUGGAAUAUUGAGAGUUGUUGCGAGGUGCGAGCCAAUCAGUCAGUGGGAAGGCAAGGCACGGCACAACUAGCAAGAGGAAAAUGGAGACGGAAAGGAACGAGGAUGGUCAGGUAGUUGAGGUUUGGUGAGUGCAUAUGGUUAGCAAAAAGCAUGAGUGUCGAAAGAUUAUCCCAAUACAAAGGCGAUUCUUCGGAGCGUCAUUGAGCUAGUGCUCUAUCCUUACUAUGCACUUGCAAUUCAGGUUGAAGUCAACCGUUAUUCCAGUGUAUUUGGUCUCCCGAAUCUCACAGGACAC